Molecule: messenger RNA, 2963 nt
Organism: Felis catus (domestic cat)
Lineage: Eukaryota; Metazoa; Chordata; Mammalia; Carnivora; Felidae
Gene: GBP5
Product: guanylate binding protein 5
Exons: 11
Coding region: 168-1931 (587 amino acids)
Molecular function (GO): GTP binding; GTPase activity
Source: RefSeq, a predicted model, not a curated record
GGGAGUGGGUGGUGGUAAGAAAUCCCCAGGAGUGGGUAAGAAGUAUAUCAGAAACCAACACAGCUAAACUGAGGAACAAGGGACUCCUAGCACAUUUUCAUGUAAGCAGCUUUCUUACCUGCUCUAAAGUAUCUCUGCUACUAAUUGUACAGUUAAGACCAGGGAACAUGGCCUCAGAGAUCCGCAUGCCAGCCCCAGUGUGCCUCAUUGAGAACACUGAAGGGCAACUGGUGGUUAAUCAGGAAGCUUUGGAGAUCCUGUCAGCCACCAAGAAUCCUCUCGUGGUGGUGGCUAUCGUGGGCCUCUACCGCACAGGCAAAUCCUACCUGAUGAACAAGCUGGCUGGGAAGAACAAGGGCUUCUCUAUUGGAUCUACAGUGCAGUCUCACACCAAAGGAAUCUGGAUGUGGUGUAUGCCUCAUCCCAAGAAGCCAGACCACACCCUAGUUCUUCUGGACACAGAGGGUCUAGGAGAUGUAGAGAAGGGUGACAAGAAGAAUGAUACCCAGAUAUUUGCACUGGCAAUACUACUGAGUAGUACCUUUGUAUACAAUACUAUGAACAAAAUUGACCAGAGGGCUAUGGACUUGUUGCACUAUGUGACAGAACUGUCAAAUCUGCUCUGGACAGUAUCCUCACCUGAUCUUGAUGGGGUUGAAGAUACAACUAACUUUGCUAACUUCUACCCAGACUUAGUGUGGACUCUGAGAGAUUUCUACCUAGACCUAGAAAUAGACGGGCAACUUAUCACAGCAGAUGAAUACCUGGAGAAAUCACUGAAGCUAAAGGAAGGCACUGAUAAAAGCCUUCAAAAUUUCAAUUUGCCCCGUCUAUGUAUAAAAGAAUUCUUUCCAAUAAGGAAAUGCUUUAUCUUCGACUCUCCUGCUCACUGGAAGAAGUUUGCCCAGCUUGAGACACUGCGUAAUGAUGAGCUGGAUCCUGAUUUUGUGCAACAAGUGGCAGCAUUCUGUUCCUACAUCUUCAACCGUUCCAAGACUAAGACUCUUUCAGGAGGCAUCAAGGUCAAUGGACCCCAUCUGAAGAGCCUAGUGCAGACCUGUGUUAAUGCCAUCAGCCGUGGGGAUCUGCCCUGCAUGGAGAACUCAGUUGUGGCCUUGGCCCAGAUCAAGAACUCAGCAGCAGUGAAAAAGGCCAUUGUCCACUAUGACCAGCAGAUGGACCAGAAGGUGCAGCUGCCCACAGAAACUCUCUCUGAGCUCCUGGACCUGCACGGGGCCUGUGAAAGGGAGGCCAUAGAAAUCUUCAUGAAGAACUCUUUCAAGGAUGUGAACCAAAAGUUCCAGAAGCAAUUAGAGACUCUGCUAGAAGCCAGAAAGGAUGACUUUUGUAACCAGAACAUGGAGGCAUCAUCGAACCGUUGCUCAGCUUUACUUCAGGCUAUAUUUGGUCCUCUAGAAAAUGAGGUGACGCAGGGGAUUUAUUCAAAGCCAGGAGGACAUUUUCUCUUCAUUCAGAAGACAGAAGAGCUGAAAGCAAGGUACUAUCAGCAGCCCAGGAAAGGAAUGCAGGCUGAGAAAGCUCUGCAGAAAUAUUUGCAGUCCAAACAGUCUACAAGUGAUACCAUCCUACAGACAGACCUGGCUCUCACAGUGAGGCAAAAGGUGAUAGAAGAGGCACGUGUGAAAGCAGAGGCUGCAAGGAUUGAAGCACAAAGGUUGGAGGCAAUUCAAAGGUAUAACCAGCAAGUGAUGGAGCAAAGGCAGCGACUCCAUCUGGAACAAGUGAGACAAAUGGAAAUGUUCCAAGAGUACCAGUUAAGACAACAGCAGAGGGUCCUGCAACUUCGAUUCCAGGAACAGACCGUAAAUCUCAAUAGGGAAAUCGAAGAUGAACGCAGAAGACUUCACAACGAAAUCCAGGAUCUCCAGAGGAAUAUUGUCUCACAAGAUGAUACAUGCAUCUUACUUUAAAGAGCUAAACAUCAGAACUUUCCUCAUUCACUUUCACUAAAGAGAAAAAAGAAUGAGAAACUAUAGAACUUGGGACAAUCACCACUUAAAUAAACUUCAUAAUUAUUGUAUCAAACUUUUGUACAGUUAUAUAGCUGCAAGGCUUGUAAUUAGUAAAAUGUACAUUUCAAUAAUUCCAUAGUUUAGUUGAUUAUCGCUUCCUUAAAGAGACUGUGAAUUGUGUAAUAAGGGAAUUUUAUCAAUGUCUCUAUUUGGGGUGAUAUUGGGUUGGUUCCAUCAGGGAAAACUUUGUCUUAUAACUCAAAUUCUUCCCUCCAAUUUUCCAUUUUUGCAUUGGGGGGAUUAGAAGUGGCCUAAGGGGUGUUAUUCACAAUGAGCUAAGUCAAGUAGAAUUUGGCCAAAGUCAUGGGCUGAGUUGAGUAUCACCCCUGCCAAGUGGUCUUAUGCUGGAUGUCAUCAGAGGGAGGCACCAAUGGUGAGGACAACUAACCUCGCUUCUUAGGGAAAUAAUGUAUGGUUCUCAAGUGCGUGUAGGCUCUAGGGGCAAUGAUGUGAAUCCUAGGUACAGUUAGUAAACAGUCUGCUUAGAUUUUAAGCUGAAAAAAAAUCCCACAUGGUAAUAAAAUAGGGGUACUCCAGAAGAUGGAAAGAACUACCAGCAUAGAAACUAUGCCAUAAGCUGGGGGCUAAAUAAGACUUUUCUUUGUUCCUCCUCACAAAGGGCAUAACUUACAUGGGACAGUUUAUAUCAUGAGGCAAUUUAUAUUAGACUUAAUGACUGUGUGUCACAUGUUUAUAAUCCUUUAAGGCCUAUAAAUAAAAGGUAUAUGGAAUGCUAGAUAAGGCGUCAAAAAAUCUGAUGGGGAUCAUUUAAUUUUAUCCUUACCUUAGUGCUUAAGUUAAAUCAUCAUAAUUUUUUGCAAUAACAUAUAAAAGCCUACUGAUUUUUCUCUAAAAUUAUGGAUUGUGUAAACAUAUUUGUUCGUAUAUAUUUUUAACUGUAAAUAAUGAUUAAAUUUUUCAAAAACGUAA